AUGGCCGUUAUCAAUGAGUUGCUCAACGAGGCGACUCGUGUCGUCGCCAGAGCUGCCGCCCCGGAAUCUGUCUCGACGACCGCGAGCGCCGCUUCCGCCACCAACACCGACAACAACAAUAAAGACAACAACAAUGGCUCCAGUUCUCCUCUGUUAUUCUUCGUAGCUUUGGGUUUCGGCGUCGUUUUCACGAAUCUUUGGAUCAUUGUCGGUGUCAAGUACUGCUUCCGAUACAACGCCCGUAAUCGCCAGCUCCGUAUGAACGAAGAUGGAGAGCCUAUUACCCUGGAGAACAUGCCCCGACCCCACCGCCGUCGCCGCGAGAAAAAGCUCAUGACCAUGGAUGAGGUCAACGACAAGUUCCCCAUGAUGAAGUACAAGAGCUGGGUUUCCGACCGAGCGAAGGAGGGCCUGCCUACGGCUGGUGGUGUUUCGGUACCCCCGAGUCGAGCUAACAGCAUUCGGGACGCCGACGGCAUCGUCCCUGACUUCUCCAAGGAACGUGAUUCCACCGACGAGCGCUCCUCCACCAGUGCCGCAACACCCGCGAAGGAAGGGGAGACGAUGGAAACCGAGAAACCUAAAGACUUACCCACCCAACCCGCCGAGGCUGGUCAGACUUCCGGAACGCAGUCAGGAAACUUGACCAAGGACAACGAACUACACCGUGUCUCGAGUGAGGACAGCGACGACGACGAACACAUCGACGGCGCCCUGCCACCAGAGUGCUUGGAAGCUCCCGGCGAUACUUGUGCUAUUUGCAUCGAUACGCUCGAGGAUGAUGACGACGUUCGUGGAUUGACCUGUGGCCAUGCAUUCCAUGCUGUCUGCGUGGACCCUUGGUUGACGAGCCGACGAGCAUGCUGCCCGCUCUGCAAGGCGGACUACUACGUUCCUAAGCCACGUCCUGUACCUGAAGGCGGCGAUGCUGCUGCUGCCAACAACGCCAACUUCGAUAAUCGCGCCAACUCGCGCCUCAACCUCCCCGCCGGCCUGCGUAAUGCCUGGUUCCGGUCAUCGCCGUCACGACAGGGCCAGUCCAGAGUAGGAGCGACUAGUGAAGCUCGUCAAGCCCGACCGCGUCGGCCCUGGCCUACUGAGGGGACUGAACAGCAGCAGCAAACAGCAGAAGUUAGCGGGACUUCAAAUGGUGGCAUGUUGAGCUCUGUUCGUGGCGCUUUUGGGUUCGGUAGGAGACGGAGUGAGCGCCCUCGCCGCGUCCCCACUCUAGGUGGCGAACUUGUGCCUCCGACACCAUCACAACUAGAGGCUGGAAACCGCACUGCAGCUACUACUCAAUGA
This is a messenger RNA of Ilyonectria robusta, 1302 nucleotides long. RefSeq lists its product as uncharacterized. Gene Ontology annotation, molecular function: ubiquitin protein ligase activity. The transcript is spliced from 2 exons. NCBI's taxonomy places the organism in Eukaryota, Fungi, Ascomycota, Sordariomycetes, Hypocreales, Nectriaceae. The coding region runs from base 1 to 1302 and encodes 433 amino acids. Gene Ontology annotation, biological process: ubiquitin-dependent protein catabolic process. The record is from RefSeq and is a predicted model, not a curated record. Gene Ontology annotation, cellular component: cytoplasm.